AAGGUACAUCCCCCGCAAGCCACAAAAGUACGAGUAAUCACUUUACAAAAACCCAAUUCGAGUGCUCAGUUUGAAAAUGACAUCUGUUCGCUUAACUUGUCUGCUGGCACUAUUGGCUGCGAUUUUCGCACAAUUAACCAGUGGUUAUAGACAAUCAACUACGCCGCCGCCAAGAUGUAGGCCCGGACUUAUUAUUGACUGUAAUUUUCAAAAUGAGGAUCUGGUUUGGUCGAGAGAUGAGAAUAAUGAGUGUAAAACCAUUCUGAAUUCGUGUCUCUUCGAUCAAGCCAAUUGUGCGCGCCAUCGGCAGGGGCGUCCAUUACUUGAAAAGGUGAGCAAACAGGAGUGUCAGCAAUUGUGCGUGAAUGACUGCUCUCAAGCGCCAAAGGAUACGGUUUGUACGCGUCGUGGCGAUAAAUAUUGCACCUUCCCCAGCCAAUGCGAAUGGGCGAAGCAUCUGUGCAAUACCGGCGAAUUUUGGUUCCAAGAAAAUCCAUUGCCUUGUGGCUCAAAUCCUGUACAGUGCUUUUCGUAAUGGAAAUUUCGACUUUUUUAAAUUCUAAAUAAAUUUUGUUGAAAAUCUGAAAAAACUCGAAAAAUAAAAAGGUUAAAUUGGAUUUUCUCGUAGAUCUGUGUAAAAUUUCAUCAAGAUCGGUUGAGUAGUUUUUGGAAAUUUUGACGAGCUGUUUUGAAAACUCAGUUUCGAUACAAGCCCGUUUGAAAUUUAAAGCACAUCUGCCUUUGUAUCUUCGAAAAUUUUACUCGGAUCGACUUGAAAUA
This is a messenger RNA of Ceratitis capitata (Mediterranean fruit fly), 780 nucleotides long. RefSeq lists its product as uncharacterized. The coding region runs from base 77 to 535 and encodes 152 amino acids. The transcript has 3 exons. The record is from RefSeq and is a predicted model, not a curated record. NCBI's taxonomy places the organism in Eukaryota, Metazoa, Arthropoda, Insecta, Diptera, Tephritidae.